Schistocerca piceifrons (Central American locust) is the source of this 824-nucleotide messenger RNA. RefSeq lists its product as uncharacterized. Lineage: Eukaryota; Metazoa; Arthropoda; Insecta; Orthoptera; Acrididae. Bases 16 to 546 code for a protein of 176 amino acids. The record is from RefSeq and is a predicted model, not a curated record. The transcript has 2 exons.
CCCCCUGUGUCAAUAAUGUGCUAUUCAGAUUUGACCAAUUCUGAACAGUGUUUCUCUUUCCACAGCAUUUUGAGACUGACACUUAACUACGGAUAUCUUGUACAAUAUGAACAACAAGAGUUCCAAAACUACCUGGGGGCAGUAGCCACCAGAAAGAUCGCGGGAGGCGCACACCGGCACGGUGCAUCAUGGACGGUAGUUGCCGCAAAUAGAGUCCCGUCCACCAGAGGGCACGCGAGAAUUCGGCCGCGACCUCUGCCAGCGGAACAUCAACAACAACAACAACAACAACAACUCAGGCCGCAGGGGCCGUGCCCAGUAAAACCUUCCAACUUGAAUGAUGGCAGGAUUCUGGAAGACGGUUGGGCAGCUGUUCCUGGAAGAGAUGAUGAACCAAAUGGCAGAAAGUGUGUUCGAGAGCAUGGACCCCGAACAGGCCAGAGUUUGCCGACUGCUCUGGAGAUUGAGAGCUGCAAUUGCCAAGAUAAGUCUUACCGGGAGGCAAAUCGAGUGCUUCAUGCAGCAAUUGGCCCUUUUCUUAAAUAGUGACAAGGCCAACUUGGGCCAAGGUCUGCAGAUGAUUGUUGAAUCUGUGAUGGUGGCAAGGAACCUAUUUGAAGGGUAUGGAGAGGUUCUGGACCUGAUUGAUGAAAUUAAGAGAGAGUGGGAUCAUUACCAAGCUAGAAAUGGACUUCAGUGUGUUGAAAUCUGAAGGGUCUGUACUCAUUUAAUAAGAAACUUGAUUCAUUCCAUAGUCUACCAAUUCAUUUUUGUAUCCAUGAAUCCUGUUUGUAAAUUAAAAAAUCAGAAUCAGUCUUUCUUUA